AUGGAAGUAGCUUUAGAGUCAUUAGAAGAGCCUGAUCAUCUAGCAUCGGAAGAACAACCAUUAUUAUCGGAUGAAGACCGUACUACUUGUGAUACAGGAAGUACUAUCGAAACUGAAACUUACGACUCGUAUGGAGAAGAGGAAGCAGUAGUUUCAGGCUCAAGUUGGGCUGCAUAUGUCAAUGUAAUUUGCGUGGUGGCAGGAACUGGAAUUUUAGGUUUACCAUAUGCAAUCAAACAAGGUGGUUGGAUAGCUAUGAGCCUGAUCGUUUUGUCAACGUUAAUCACAUUUCAUACCAGUGUCAUUUUAAUAAAAUGUCUAUAUUAUAAAGAAAAUAAACGUCUGAGUUCUUAUGGUGACAUAGGAUAUGCCGCAUUUGGAAAUUUUGGAAGAUAUUUUUUGGUUGGAGUUUUUAAUAACUCACUUCUGCUUGGUGUCCCUAUAUUAUUCUUUAUCCUGUCCGGACAAAGUCUUGAUAAUAUUGUAGAACAAAUUUGGGAUAUCAAAUUAGGUGUUCGUUUAUGGACCAUAACAUCUGCUGCUCUUGUAGCUUUACCGUUUGUAUUCACGAAAACUUUGAAAGAAACG
This is a messenger RNA of Dentiscutata erythropus, 588 nucleotides long. NCBI's taxonomy places the organism in Eukaryota, Fungi, Glomeromycota, Glomeromycetes, Diversisporales, Gigasporaceae. The record is from the annotation of a GenBank genome assembly.